Messenger RNA from Didymosphaeria variabile, 2634 nucleotides. RefSeq lists its product as uncharacterized. NCBI's taxonomy places the organism in Eukaryota, Fungi, Ascomycota, Dothideomycetes, Pleosporales, Didymosphaeriaceae. Bases 1 to 2634 code for a protein of 877 amino acids. The record is from RefSeq and is a predicted model, not a curated record. The transcript has 3 exons.
AUGCUCUUCAAAGUCGCCAAUGUCAUUACUGGUGCGGGACCGAGCGCCGCCAAACAAGAUGAAGGUGCCUCCCUCACGUCGGUCCUCGAAACGCCCGCUCUGCGCGUAGAGCUCGCCCUGCUGGUGCUCCUCUGCACCGAUGCGAUGCGCAGCGAUCUAGUCGCGACCUUCGAUGCCGACAAGACCCACGAGACCGAAUCUUCCACGGCGGCGGCCCCACCAAAGUCCCCACAACCGCAGACGGCGACGCGGGAUCUCAUAAGCUUCGAUGAACCGCAGAAUGAAGCGGCCCUGGAGGCAGAAGGGAGGAGGAGGGCGCGUCAACGGGAGGUCGAAUCGACACACAUGCUUGGCUUGCGAAGAGCUGCCUUGACGUACUUCGAUAAGUGGAGGGCAGGCGUCAUGCAUCGCAUCUGCGACGUGCUCGCCGUGCGCGGCGACGUUGUUCGCCAGGCGAAGACCAAGAGAAAGAAAAUGAUCGAGGAAGGCGAAAGGCACAGACAAGGCAAUCCUCUGCUUCUCGACUUCGAAGGGGAUCCGUUCAGUAGCACGGGUUUUACGGGCAACAAGCGGAAGCAUGGACGUUACGAGGUCAUUCAAACCCAGUUAUUGGCUUUCGAAGCUGAACAGAAGGUGCUCAUACUGCAUUGUCUUCUUUUGCUCAUCCUGAGCUUGGAGCAAUACUCCGCCCACUCCCGGCUCCUGCUUCUUCAUUUAACGAGUAGCCUAGAGCUUGAGUCGGAUCUGCUAGCUGAGCACGAGAAAUCGGUCGCUCAAGGCCUUCUAGCCACCGCAGCUUCUCAGAUGGACGCGGAAGAAUCGGCGAAGAAACAGGCUGCAAAUGAUGCGACAUCACGUAAAUGGAAGGUCGGCCUCGCUGCGGUCGGCGGUGCUGUUCUCAUCGGUGUCACUGGUGGCCUUGCAGCACCAUUGCUCGCCGCUGGCCUCGGUACCGUCAUGGGUGGUCUUGGUUUGGGCGUUGUAUCAACAUACCUUGGUGCACUGGCGGGAAGUUCGGUCCUCGUCGGCUCUCUCUUCGGUGCCUACGGUGCUAAGAUGACCGGAAGGAUCAUGGAGCAAUAUGCCAGGGAAGUACAGGAUUUUGAAUUCAUCCCCGUCCAAGACCCUGAACGCCCAUCCGCCCAGCGCGACCAUGAAUGGGCAGCAGAACUUGACGCACGUGACCCCACGAAGCGCGAGCAACACCGUCUUCGUGUAGCCAUCGGCAUCAGCGGUUGGCUCACCUCACCGUCCGAUGUUAACAAGCCGUGGGAGAUCAUUGAUGGUGCAGGUACCGAGCCAUUUGCGCUCCGCUUCGAGCUUGAUGCUAUGCUUCGCAUGGGCAAUUCGCUCAACGACGUCCUUUUUAGCUACGCCUGGGAUGGCGUUACCUAUACUAUUGUCAGCCGUACGCUUCUUGGAGCCCUGUAUGCUGGGCUUUGGCCGCUGGGCCUCGUCAAAGUUGCUAGUGUGCUCGACAACCCUUUCAGUGUCGCGCUCGCUAGGGCAGACAAGGCUGGAAAAGUGUUAGCGCAUGCCCUCAUUGAUGGUGUACAAGGAAAGCGACCUGUUACCCUCAUGGGAUACUCAAUUGGGGCACGUGUCAUUUAUUCCUGCUUGGUUGAGUUGGCAGAACAAAACGCAUUCGGCCUAGUCGAAGCUGCCGUACUGAUGGGAACACCAGCACCCUCAGACAGCAAAUCCUGGAGAAAGAUUCGCUCGGUCGUGGCUGCUCGCGUGGUCAAUGUGUAUAGCACAGAAGACUACAUUUUGGGCUUCCUGUACCGCUCUACUAAGCUCGAAUUUGGCGUUGCGGGUCUGCAAGAGGUCAAAGGCGUCUUUGGCGUUGAGAACGUCGACAUGAGUAAACUCGUCAGUGGCCAUGAUCGAUACCGGUACCUAGUUGGUAGCAUCCUUACGAAGAUCGGCUUCGGCGAUAUCGACUUCAAUCGUGUAGCUGAGCAAGAGCGCGCCUUGGAGAUGGCCGAGAGGAAGAAAGAGCAAGUCAGAAAACACGUACAGCAGCACAAGAAAGACAGUCAGCAACCAGACCCAUCUGCUUCUAGGGCUACAGAAAUGGUAGUAGCGCAGCAGUCAUCCAAUAGCUUGAUCAACGUCUCCGGUCCCCCAACAGAAAGUCCAACUCCGCCACCUGCAGAGCCAUCACACCCUCGCAGGCAGAUGAUAUCGAGGCCUUCAAGAUCAGGCCAACAGCCGCUGGUACAGCGACAAAGGACGAUGCCUGUCCCGGCGACAGCGCCAAUGCCAUCGACAGCCCCAGCGGACUCGGCAGCGCCCACACCCUCGCGGACCAAUCUUACGCGGCCCACCUGGUCCUCCUCAUCCCAAUAUGACCCCGACCCCCACCAGAUCUCCAUGCAUGAUCUUGACACGCAGAAAUUCUCGCCGCCCUUGGAAGAACUGCUAAAGUACCCGAAGGAUACCCCGCCUACUCCUAUCACUGUCGAAGCGCCGAGGAAGCUCUUUACUGAAACCCCUAAGAAGAUGUCGGUAGUUGCUGUUGCGGAGGUGGAUGAGGAAGAGUAUAGCUGCGACGAGGUUAGCAGUGAGUCUGGAGAGUUGAGUAUGGUGGAGCCGGAGCCGCUGGAUGAUAAUGAUUAUGGUUUGAUGUAA